AUGCCGGGCGAGACCGAGGAUCCGAACAGCCGCGAAGCGCAGACAGUGUUUGAGGCCCUGGGGCGCUACGAGGACACGCUGCGGAGCGCUGUUCGGGAGAUACAUGCGGACAUCCAGGUGUUCAAACAAGGGGUGGGACGGCAGGUGGAGGAGGUGCUGCGCCUUGCUAGCCCCCUGGCACACACAGUCUCAGAGUUGCAGCAGGAGAACCGGCGCCUGCGGGUGCAGCUAGAGCGCCUGGCUCGACAGGUGGAGGCCCUCGGCCAGUCGGCGGGGCUGCUGCAGGACUGGCCAGAUGGGGCAGAGGAGAGCCCCCCGCCUGCGGGACCUGGCUCUCCGGGGCCGCCUUUGGCCAGUGGCAGGUUCUCCAGCCAUGCGAAGCUAGCGGUGACUGGCCGGAGCCAAAGUGUAGACCUGGAUGACCACCACAAACCUGAGUUUAGAAGAGUUUUUAGUUCUUCCAUCAUUGAAAAUGGACACCAGUCUUCAUCAGGUCAGGCAAAAGUCUCCCGUGAACUGACCUCUUUUCGCAUGUCAGAUUCUUCCCCUGAGGCCCAUGCCCCUGCAGUCACAUUACAGAUGCCUCACCUUCCUGUUACUGCGGUAACCAGAAUAUCAGGAGAAACCAUCUGUUCAACAGGAGCAGGUAAUGCAUCCACUGGCAUUCUUGGACAGAGCAAGAGCAAAAAUGAGAUGGUAUUGAAAACUUCCAGCCAUACAUUGAGAACAUUGGCUUCAUCUGCCACUGGAGAGAAUACCACAUCUGUCGCUAAGCCUGUCUCAACUGCAAGCUGUGGGAUGAGCAGUGGAACCAAAACUGGUGAAAGGGCAGCUGACAGUUACUCUGAUGUGACACCCAAGCCUAACUCCUCUCCUUCUACUAUACAUCACCAAGUUGAAAGGAGGCGAGAACUGGUGCGAUCUCAAACGCUCCCACGGACUAUGGGAACACAGUCCCGGAAAGCGCUUUUUGAGAAAUUUGAACAAGACAGUGCAAAAGGAAAAGGAGAAUCCAGAGCUAAACUGAAGAGAUCGCAGAGUUUUGGGGUUGCCAGCGCUAGCAGCAUUAAACAAAUUUUGUUAGACUGGUGUCGCUCAAAAACCAUAGGAUACAAGCAUAUUGAUCUCCAGAACUUCUCCUCAAGCUGGAAUGAUGGGAUGGCAUUCUGUGCCCUUGUGCAUUCUUUCUUUCCUGAAGCUUUUGAUUAUAAUAAGCUUGACCCAGCUAAUCGCAAGCAGAACUUUGAGCUGGCUUUCACCAUGGCUGAGAAAAUGGCUCACUGCGAUCGUCUGAUAGAAGUGGAUGACAUGAUGGUGAUGGGCCACAAGCCAGAUCCCAUGUGUGUCUUCACCUAUGUCCAAUCUCUAUACAAUCAUCUACGACGCUUUGAAUAA
This is a messenger RNA of Cygnus atratus (black swan), 1395 nucleotides long. It is a transcript of the gene SMTNL2, whose product is annotated as smoothelin like 2. Gene Ontology annotation, biological process: actin cytoskeleton organization. The transcript is spliced from 9 exons. Lineage: Eukaryota; Metazoa; Chordata; Aves; Anseriformes; Anatidae. Bases 1 to 1395 code for a protein of 464 amino acids. Gene Ontology annotation, molecular function: protein binding. Gene Ontology annotation, cellular component: filamentous actin; microtubule organizing center. The record is from RefSeq and is a predicted model, not a curated record.